UGAAUUUAAUUGUCAAAUAUCAAAUACGUUUAUUUGUAAAUAAUUGAGAAAUAGGGUUCUGAAGAAUCGGAAGUCGGAGUAACUAUAAGUAGUACUUAUUAAUAUUAUUUUCCAAAACAAAAUUGUGUAAAUAUGUCCGUUCCUAAUUUAACAAACAGUAUGAUUCAGCAACAAAAUUUAGUUAUUAAUCAAGUUCCACUUACUCACACAUUAAUGACCAAUGUGAAUGCUAAUAGUAUUCCAGUUGUGAACACUAUUUCCCACACCAAUUCGAACGACCACAGUGUGGAUAUGAAACCAGGAUUAUCUUUGGGAGAUUCUGUUGGAGGCACGACCAUAGUACAAAACACCAAUUCAAUUCCAAAAGCAGUCCAGCAAAUUGGGUCUUCAAGUGAGCCUCUUCAGCUCUUGACCAAGCAACGGCUCCAAGAUCUAGUUCGAGAAACAGACCAGACUUUGAAUUUGGAAGAGGAAGUUGAAGAAAUUAUUCUGAACUACGUGGACGAAUUUGUAGAUAGGUGUUUGAAUGGUGCUGCACUAAUUGCAAAAAAUCGACACACCAAUACCAUCGAGGUGAAAGAUGUCCAGCAAUUUUUGAAUCGUAACUAUAAUAUGUGGACACCUGGAUUUGGUACUGACGAGUUGAGGCCAUAUAAACGAAGCUUGACUACAGAAGCCCAUAAACAAAGAAUUGCUUUGAUCAGGAGAACUUUGAAGAAGUUUUAGUUUUGGGGGAGUUGUGUCCACAAUGUUUUUAUUUUUAUUAAAAGUGUUUUGAAGUUUAGAAUUUAAGUAUUGAUUUAUCGAUUUCUUUGAUUAGUUUUAUGAAUUACAAUGUUGGUAUGAUGAAA
Leptinotarsa decemlineata (Colorado potato beetle) is the source of this 851-nucleotide messenger RNA. It is a transcript of the gene Taf12, whose product is annotated as TATA-box binding protein associated factor 12. Gene Ontology annotation, cellular component: SAGA complex; transcription factor TFIID complex. Gene Ontology annotation, molecular function: DNA binding; protein heterodimerization activity; TBP-class protein binding. NCBI's taxonomy places the organism in Eukaryota, Metazoa, Arthropoda, Insecta, Coleoptera, Chrysomelidae. The record is from RefSeq and is a predicted model, not a curated record. Gene Ontology annotation, biological process: RNA polymerase II preinitiation complex assembly; DNA-templated transcription initiation.